AUGACACAUUCACCGAGCGCCGCCUCGACGGCCCUGAUAAGAAAGAGAUCUGGCACAGAGUUGAUGCCUGCGCCGCCGCCAGUCAAGAAAAUCAAACGACCAAACAAAACCUUGGACGAGGAUUCUUACACCGAAGCCCUUUCAAAGAUCAUAUCAAGGGACUUCUUUCCCGGACUGUUGGAAACCCAAGUACAGCACGAGUAUCUGAAUGCUCUUGAAUCCAAGGAUGCCGCGUGGAUAUCAAGCGCCAGUCGGCGGCUCCGCCACGUCAUGACGCCGGGAAGACACGCAAGAUCUGCAUCGGCCAAGCCCCUUGACGACUGCGGGCGAACUCCCACCACCUUUGUUGGAGAAACGCCAGCCUCGGCCGCCCCGUCCACCGUCUCCGCGCAACCUCGGCUCGACACCAACGUGAGCCUAUCCGAAUUCCAAGAGAUGUACACAAGCGAGGACAAUGAGAGCUUCUACAAGCUUCUCGACAGACAGAAUCAAAAAAGGGCCGACAAGUAUGCGUGGCUGUGGGCAGGAAACAAACUCUGGUCCAAGAUGAUGAUUAAACAGCAGCAAGUGUGCGACAAGCUUGCCGAGACCCGAAGCCUCGUGGAUGACGGGUUCAAGCGGGACAGGCUGGCUAUCAGGGACCGUGACGAGCGCCCAGCAAGGCCCGAUGCCUGGAAUGCGGCCCCGAAAAAUGCCCUCAUGUUUCAGCCCCAAGGACUGGAUGACGGGGUCGUCACCAUGGCCCAGAGUGCAGAGGACGCCUCCCGCAUGGCUCCCAAGUCGGUCGUGUACGCGAAUACUAGAAGGCCGCAGCCUCACUUGCCUCGGAAGUCUCCGCCCCGCACCAUGUCGGCGAUUCGAGACGCCAUUGCUGGCAAGCCUCGGCAGAGCGACCUUGAUUCCACCGCGAUUGGCGGGGACGAAACCCCCAAGGUGAACGGAUACACCUUUGUCGAUGAUGAGGACGACGAGCCAGAGGCCAAGACGCCCUCUACAAUCAUCAACCUGGGUCCCGGGGACACGCACAACCCCUUCAAAGUGCAGGAGCAGCGGAAGAGAGAGCUCUUACACGAGCGCAUGGUUGACCGGAUAGCAAAGUCCAACAAGGAGUCGGCCCGGCACGGCUUCACCGGCAAGGCCCCGACUGCGCAAGUGCCGAAAUUCUCGAGCAGCCCCAGAGUGUCGGCCGACCUAACGCCGGCGGCUCAAAGACUCUGGAGUCAGUUGGCGACGCCGAAAAAGAAGACAACCGGCAGCUCUUUCGGCCAAACCACCCCUAUGCGCCCUAGAGGAUCUCUUUUAAAGAGUGUUAGCCGGCCGGGCUUUAAGCAUUGA
Molecule: messenger RNA, 1335 nt
Organism: Ustilaginoidea virens
Lineage: Eukaryota; Fungi; Ascomycota; Sordariomycetes; Hypocreales; Clavicipitaceae
Exons: 1
Coding region: 1-1335 (444 amino acids)
Cellular component (GO): catalytic step 2 spliceosome
Source: RefSeq, a predicted model, not a curated record